AACAUCCUUGUUUACAGAGGGCUCUGCAAUCGGAAGCGUGAACAACUUCCAGUUGGCGGUGAACUCGUAUACAGUUGACGUGUUCUAUGAAAUUUGGAAGCACGGGUGGACUGAUCAUCGAUUAUCAACAUGGGUUCACUGAUAUCAAGAUUCCGUAAAAAACCUACAACCUUUGAAGUUUUAGAGAGUUUGGAAAAGGAAAUUGAGACACUGCAGAAGUUCCGUCGCGAUAACCUUCAGAAACAGAAGAGCUUUAUCACUAAGUUGAUGCUGUAUUCCAUACUGAUGUAUAUCGUGGCCUCCGUCAUUUUCUAUUUUUACUUCUUCCCAAACAAUUGGAGGGACAGACUUCUUUAUUCCUCCCCUCUUCUUAUCUUUCCAGUUCUUGUGUGGUUGAUAAGAAAAUUUCUGCACUGGUUCUUUGUAAAAAGAAUAGCUAAAAAUGAUUUAGCUUUACAAGAUUUGAAAGAGAAGAAAAAGAAAAUUUUAGAAGAUGUAAUGGAAACAGAAACCUAUAAAAAAGCCAAAGAAAUCUUGGAGAGGUUUGAUCCUGAGAGAUUUAAGGAAAUGAAGACACCUGCACCAUCAACUCCUAAACUGCCUUCCCCAGGAUCAGAUAUAAGACAAAGAGUCAAUGCCAGGAUGGCGACUAUUGGACCAACAGGAGGGACAAACCCCCGGCCGGCCACACCCUACCCCAGGGCCAAGACCCCAGGGAUGGGGCUCCCUAUGCCUAAACCAUACACAACCCCUAAUAUACCAGGGCAGAUCAGACCAAGAAUGUUAGCUUCACCACAACAAGGCCCCUCAUCUUUGACCAGGCCCAUACCUCCACGGGACCGAACAAAAAUGGACCGAGUGUUGGAGUAUCUGCUGGGAGAUGGACCACAACACAAGUAUGCACUAAUCUGUCAGAAGUGUGCAUCCCACAAUGGAAUGGCUCUGAAGGAGGAGUUUGAAUACAUUGCCUUUAGAUGUGCUUAUUGUCGAUACUUCAAUCCUGCAAGAAAACAGCGGCCCACUGCACCAAAGCUGGACUUUGAAACCCCCAGUAAAUCAUUCACAAAAUCAGGUAUGUAAUAUGAAUUUUACUAUGAAGAAACAGAAGAGAGUGAUACAGAAUCUUUAGAAGAGGAGGGAGAGGACAAGACCACCAAUUCUACCUCCUCUACAAAAGAGUCUACACAGGAAAUGAAGGUUACCUCAACCAGUAUACUGCGGGAGGAAGAAGCAGAAGAGAAUCCAGAUGAAUCCAUGGAAACAGACCAGAGAGAACCGGUUCAGACUCAGCUUUCAGAUCACUCAGAACCAGAUGAUUUUCAUCAUAUUGAUCCAGUGAAAGAUUUUCAGGAGAAAACAUGAUUUAUGCAGUGUCUGAAAAGGUGUAAAUUUGAAGGUUUUCUUGGUAUGCAAAUUCCAUUUUUCAAUGUUUCUCAUCUUUAUUUAAAUUUGCUCCCUAAACCAUAAAAAUGUUUUGGUUUUUUUUUUUUUUGUCUUCUAAGCUAAUUAAUUGGCAAGCUUUGACGAUGGAUUUUUAUUUUUUGAGGGGAGAGAGGGAUGUAAUAACAAUUGAGACUAAUUUUCAUUUAGGACUAAACUAUAGUUGUAAUUUUACAACAUAUUAACUUAUGAUAAAACAGACAUUGUUUGACUGAGCUCAUGGCUUUUGUUCUGCAAGAUUUCAUAUUUUAUUCCAAUCAUAAAGAUAGUCAGCCUCGGCAUCAUAGCAUCUUGAAUCCUCCGUUAUUUCAAAGUUUUUUUGUCUAGUAUAAUUUUCUUGAGAAUGAGGCUUAACUGUAGUAUGUUUCAAUAGAAGGAAGUUCAUUUGUUUUUUGGCCAGUUAUUUUUAAAGAAUUAUUACAGAAGAAUAAUAUUGAUAGUUUAUUAAUGAUAUACAGAGUGUAUCAAUCUACAUGAUUUA
This is a messenger RNA of Saccostrea cuccullata (small rock oyster), 1921 nucleotides long. RefSeq names its product endoplasmic reticulum junction formation protein lunapark-like. Bases 130 to 1080 code for a protein of 316 amino acids. NCBI's taxonomy places the organism in Eukaryota, Metazoa, Mollusca, Bivalvia, Ostreida, Ostreidae. Gene Ontology annotation, biological process: endoplasmic reticulum tubular network organization. The record is from RefSeq and is a predicted model, not a curated record. Gene Ontology annotation, cellular component: endoplasmic reticulum tubular network. The transcript is spliced from 11 exons.